UGGGGAGUGUACCGUCUAGAAAUAAUAAGACGGUCGGUCAGCGGCGGCCCUCCUUUGGAAACAAGUUUUGUGGUGCUGUGAGUCCAGCGGCAACCGCAAGGUGACGCAUUCGGCAACCCCGGCAAACAGCUGCAUAUGGUGGCUGUCGGGUUAAACCGGCGUGUAAUGAGUACGGACGUGAGGCGAUCUUAAAUGGCAAAUCCGACAAAGGCUAAAGAUCCGGCGGAAGCAGCACUGUCAGCAGUUGAAGAAGCCCUGAAACUCGAUUUCGGUGGCCCGGAUGCAACCUUUAACUUCGAGGAAACGGCACCUGAAGCAAGCGCAGCUGCGGAAGCAGAUCCGGAGCGCAAGCCUCAACCGCCGACGCAAAGCGAACCUCCCCGCGAGGAACAGCGUGCCUCCCGCAGGCGCGGUCGGGGCGGACGUCCCCCGGCAGCCAACGAUGACCGUCGCAGCAUCGGCAAUCUGAUUUAUGCGCUGCAACGCCGGCCGUCUUCGGCUCCGUUCUGGGGCGCACUUGCCUUGAGCGCCCUUUGGGCGGCGCUCGGCAUAAGCCUGUUCAUGUCCGCCUUCUCCGACAAGGUCACUUCCCUUGGCGAUCCUCAGGCCCUUCUCUCCUCCCCCGAGAUGAUCCUGGCAGCGGUUGGUAUUCUCGUUCCGAUCAUCUUCUUUUUCGUCAUGGCAAUGAUGAUCUGGCGCGCGCAGGAAAUGCGCAUCGUCGCCCGAGGCAUGACCGAAGUGGCGCUGCGUCUCGCCGAACCCGAGGACAUGGCCAAGGAAUCCAUUCUCAGCGUCGGCCAGGCCAUUCGGCGGGAAGUCGCCGCGAUGGGAGACGGCAUCGAGCGCGCUAUUGCUCGCGCCAGUGAACUGGAAGUGCUCGUUCACAACGAGGUAUCGUCACUCGAGCGUUCCUAUAAUGAUAAUGAACUCAAGAUCCGCGGUCUGAUCGAGGAACUCGUCAGUCAGCGUGAAUCCAUUGUGAUGAAUGCCGAAAGGGUUCGUGAGACAAUUGCCGGGGCACACGAGAAGUUCUCCUCGCAGCUUUCAAGCACGUCUGGUGAACUCGGUGAGACGGUGGAUCAGGCCUCCCAUCGCAUGAUCGAAGCAGUCAACAGCCGUGUCGAGGAACUGACGUCGACCGUCGACAGCCGGAUUGAAUCCCUCGGUGCGACACUCAAUGCCUCCGGAAACGAACUCGUCGACAGCCUGACCGUACGUGCGGAAGACUAUGUUUCCCGCCUGUCACUCACCGGCCACGAGCUCGUGGACAAUCUUGCCGAGACCGGCGCGACCAUGUGGGAAACACUUUCCGACCGCGGCAACCAGGUCAACGAACGGUUUGCCGAAACCGCCACCACAUUUGUCGACACACUGGAGCGCCGCGGAAGCGAAAUCAACGAGACACUGUCUUCCUCCAGCACAUCGGUCAUUUCCACACUCAGCAGCAAGGCGGAUGAAUUCCGCACGACGCUUGAGAACACCGGGAUCACCGUCGGCGACGUCAUCACGGCGCGCGGCGAAGAAAUCAACGCCAACCUUUCCCUGACAUCAGGUCGCCUGAUCGACACGAUCACGUCGCGGACAGAGGAACUCGUUUCAACAGUCGACACCCGCGUGACCAGCCUGGACGAGUCUCUGGCGGUAACGGGCAAGCAGGUCACCGAGAGCAUUUCCGAACGCGGACAGGCCGUCACCGACACGAUCUCCAUUCGUGGCGCGGAAAUUGUCGAGACGCUCUCCAGCCGUUCGACUGAAGUUGCCGAAAUCCUGCGUGGAACCGGCGAAAGCAUUGUGGUCGACCUCUCCCUGCGUGGCGGUGAAAUUGCAGCCAAGCUUGAUGAGACGGCCGGGUCCCUCACCCAGACCAUUUCGGUGCGCGGCGGUGAACUUGCCGAGAAACUGGACAACAUUUCCGAGCGCAUCUACACCGCCAUUUCCAUCAACGGAACGGAGCUGGACGAGCGGCUCACGGCCCGCAGCAACGAAAUGGCGACCAUGCUCGAGCAGCAGACUGUCGGUUUCCGCAACACUCUGGAAAGCGUCUCCAAUCAGUUUGCCGUCGGCCUUGGCGAACAGACCGGCUCGCUCACCCAGACCCUGGCGGAUACGGGUACGCAGCUCGCCGAACUCAUCGGCAGCCGUGGAGACCGCGUCGCCCACGAUAUCAAUCAGGUCAGUGCCCAGAUUUCCGAUACUCUGGAAGUGCGCGGCGGUGCCCUUCAGGAGGGCCUUUCCUCCAGACUUACUGAACUGGAAACGAUCGUUACAGAUCGUGGCGGGCAGCUUAUCGAUGCCUUCGACACGAAAUCGCUUCUCUUGUCCGAAGCGAUGGAUUCCCGUCUUUCCACCCUCGAUACCACCUUCGCAUCGCGCAUCGACACGAUGGAUGCGUCGCUCGGCAACCGCAUCGCGGCAAUGGACGCGACGAUCGGUGGACACGCCACAUCACUGGAUGCGGCGAUCGGCGGACACGCGGCAAAUCUCGAUGCAUCUCUCGGCAGCCACGCGGCAGCCAUAGAUGCAUCGCUGAGCGAACGUCUUGCGUCGGUGGAUGCCGCCAUUGGCGGGCAUGCAGCAACCCUGGAUGCAACGCUCAACAAUCAUGUGGGCGCAAUUGAAACCUCACUGAGCGACAAGCUCUCUGCAGUCGACGCCACGCUCGGAAACCGCACCGCGGAGCUGGAUGCUUCGCUUGGUGGCCAUGCGGCAGCGAUGGAAUCCACGCUUGGUGACCGCCUUGCGGCAAUCGACACAACCCUGACUGAACGGGCUGCUGCGAUAGAUGCCUCAAUCGGCGAGCGUGGAGUGGCAAUGGAUGCUGCACUCGGCAAUCGCAUUGCGUCCCUUGAUGCAUCCCUCGGUGAUCGCGUUGCAGCCAUGGAUGCGUCGCUCGACCAGCGUUACAGCGCGAUUGAUGCAACCCUGAGCGACCGUAUCAGCACGAUGGACACAUCGCUUGAGCAUCGCUUCACGUCCAUGGAUGCGACGCUUACGGAUCGCAUCAGCACUCUGGACGCUUCUCUGGAACAGCGGUUCACUUCGAUGGACAUGUCGCUGGGCGAAAAGAUUUCCUUCAUGGACACGACUCUGGAGAGCCGUUUCAACUCCAUGGAUGCCUCGCUCGGUGCUCGCGUCACCACGAUGGAUGCCGCCCUGGAAAAUCGCCUGUCCUCCAUGGACCGCUCCCUGAGCGAACGUAUUUCCACCAUGGAUGGCGCGCUCGGCGGCCACAUCAACACGCUGGAUCUGACACUCGACCAGCGCACCGCCACUUUCGAAGCUACACUUGAAGCGCGCACGCAGAUCCUCGCGAGUGCCAUCGAAAACCGGACCACCGGCAUCAGCGAUGCGCUUGAGGAAAAGACCCGCAACAUCACGGAUGUGCUGGCGGAUCGCUCGGACGCAAUCACCCUGCAGCUUGGUCAGCGGAUCGAGACAGCGGGCAACACGCUUGCGGACCGCGCAGCCGAAAUCGGUGAGACACUGUCCGAACGCGUUGAUGGUGCCGCUGCUUCCAUGGCGGAAAAGGCGGAACUCCUUUCCACAUCCAUGACAAGCGGAACGGACCGGAUCGACGAGACACUCGAUGCCCGUGCGCGACAGAUUUCCGAGACCCUGAUUUCCCGGACGAAGGAAAUCGCCAAGGCCUUUGUCGAUGGCCAGGAGGAAAUGACGACCGCUCUCGACAACCGCCUGUCUGAAGCAGGCGACGUUCUCGGCAAGCAAAGCGAACAACUGACGGAAUCCCUGUCGGAGCGCAUUGCAGAGAUCAACGUUUCCCUCGGUGCAAAGGUCUUUGAGGUUGCCGAAACGCUCGACAGCCGUGCAACACAGCUCGAAACCCUGCUCAAUGAGCGUUUGGAGAGCAUCUCCGGCACAUUGACGGGCGAGAGCGAGCGCGCACGCGAUAUCCUGACGACGGUGAUUGCCGAGGCCGGCGCUACGCUUUCAACUGAGAGCACACGCCUUCGCGACGUGGUCCAGGAAGCAACCACCGCAGCCGUACAAUCCCUGUCCGACGAACGCACCAAGACCGUUGACAUCGUCGACAGCGCGCUUAAUCAGGCUACGGAAAAACUGUCUGGCGAAGGCGAUCGCAUGCGCCAGAUCGUUCUUGGUUCCGUCGGUGAAGCCCGUGGUGUGCUCGUUGGCGAGAGCCAGAAAGCUGCCGACACGGUUAGCACCGCAAUGCAUCAGGCAACCGGGGCCAUGUCCGGCGAAAGCGCGAAGAUCCGCGAACUGGUUCUUUCCGCCGUCAACGAUGCAGCGCGCGCCAUGGCCGCUGAAAGCGAGAAAGCCCGCACACUUUAUGCAGGCACGCUUGCCGAUUUCACAGGCUCGCUCACCGGCGAAAGCGAAAAGGUUCGCACAAAUCUCUCCGGCCUCAUUGCCGAGAUUUCCGGCAACCUGUCCGCAGAAAGCGAGCAGGCACGCAUCACACUGACCAACACACUGGAAGAAAUCCGCGGCCAGAUGUCGAGCGAGGCCGGCAUCGUGCGUGCCCGGGUCAACAGCGCGGUCUCCGAGGCGGCCGAACUUCUGGUGGGUCGUGGCAACGAUGUCGCCAACGAACUGCUUGAAAAGGCAACGGCUCUGAACCAGGCAUUCGGCGAAAGCUCAGGAGAGCUUGCACGCAUUGUCGGAACAGACGGCAACGAAUUGAUCAAUGCCAUCGAAACCCGCGCCAACGAUCUCACAGGCCGCCUCUCCGAAGUUCAUGGGGCAAUCCUCGAUGCAAUCACGGUCAAGGGACGGGAUGUCACCGACACGUUUGCACAUACCGGACUGGAUGCGACACGCACACUUGUUGAGGCUGGCGACCGUAUCAUUGCCAGCAUCAGCGAGCGCAGUGAUCAGGCCGCGUCCCUUCUCAGUGACACGAAGAACCGCCUUGAAGCCGACGUUACGGAAAUCCUCAACAAGGUAGAGACGUCGAACGCCAAUCUUCAGAGCAUCGUCACGGCUGCAGGGGAAAAUCUCAACGAGGUGGAGGGGAACCUCGCCCGCCGCGCCGGAGAAUUCCGCUCCGCUGUCGACCGGGCGGUUCAGGAGACCACCCAGACCACAACACUCAUCGACGAGCAGGUAUCCAACCUGCGUGACGUUACCCAGACAACACUGGCGGAUAUCCAGAACCUGACGAAACGCUUCGGCGAUCAAUCCGAAGAGCUGACACGCGCGGCGCGUCAUCUGGAAGACACCAACCAGUCGGUCGAAGGCCGCGUUGCAGAACGCCGAACCGCGAUCGAGGAAGUUGCCGAUACGCUGCUGUCGAAAACCGAAGCGGUCGACACGCUGAUGCGCUCGUUUACCCAGACGCUGUCCGACACGCUGGAAUCGGCUGAUGACAAGGCGCGCGAGGCAGCAAAAAUGCUGGGAGCAGCGGCGGAAGCAGCCUCAAACCAGGUAACCGAACAAUUCGAAUCCAUGCGCCUGACAGCAGGCAUGGAGGGUCAGAAGGCCCGUGAUGCCAUUCGCUCUGCUCAGGACGACAUCAUUUCGGAAAUGACCCGCACGGUCAGCGACGCCUCCGAUCGGUUCAAUGACGCGGCCGGCCGCAUGCGCGAUGUUGCCCGUGACGUGCACCGCGAGUUGGAAGCAACGCGCAACGAGCUGAAACUCGGUGUUCUCAAUCUGCCUGAAGAAGCGGAAGAAUCUUCCGCGGCGUUGCGCAAGGUGGUGAACGAGCAGAUCCGAGCCCUGACCGAACUGUCCGAGAUUGUUGCCAAGCAAUCCAACACCCUGGACAUUUCGCGACCUCAGACGCAGUCCGUCGCCAGCGCAACCCCUGCUCCGCAAUCUGCUGCGUCGGCAAGUUAUGCGCCUGCCGCACCUGUUCAGCAACCUGCGUCAUCUGCCGGUGACCAGCGGCCCGCACAGCAGAACCGGCCAACAGAAUCCCGGCGACAGGAGACCGCACAGCCGCAAGGCGGAAAUCCCGGUGGCAAGGGCUGGGUUGCGGAUCUGCUUCGCCGCGCGUCGCGCGACGAUGACGAAGCAAGCGCCGACACCAGCGUCGGACGGACCCCGCUGCAGACAGUUGAAAGUCUCAAUUCCCUGUCGGUCGAUAUUGCACGUGCGAUCGAUCACGAGACAUUCAUCGAUCUGUGGAACCGGUACCGGAACGGCGAACGGCAUGUCUUCACCCGCCGCCUGUACACGCUUCAGGGACAGCAGACCUUUGACGAAAUCCGUCAGAAGUAUUCCAGGGAUCCGGAAUUCCGGACAGCAGUAGAACGGUAUGUUGCCGACUUCGAACAGUUGCUGGCCCAGGUGUCACGCAACGACCGGGACAACAUGCUCGGCCAGACCUACCUCACAUCAGACACGGGUAAGGUCUAUACGAUGCUGGCCCAUGCUAGUGGUCGCCUCGACUAG
Molecule: messenger RNA, 6378 nt
Organism: Effrenium voratum
Lineage: Eukaryota; Dinophyceae; Suessiales; Symbiodiniaceae
Source: the annotation of a GenBank genome assembly